AUGGCACCAGCAGCCACACGUCCGCUGAUGACCCCAGAAGCGUCAUAUGAUGGCACCAGUAGCCACACGACUAAUGAUGGCCCCAGCAGCCAAACGUCUAAUGAUGACCCCAGCAGCCACUCGUCUUAUGAUGUCCCCAGCAGUCACACGACUAAUGAUGACCUCAGCAGCCACAUAUCUAAUGAUGGCUUCGGCAGCCACACAUCUAAUGAUGGCCUCGGCAGCCACACAUCUAAUGAUGGCCACAGCAGCCACAUAUCUUAUGAUGGCCCCAGCAGCCACAAGUCUAAUGAUGGCUCCAGCAGCCACACGUCUGAUGAUGGCCCCAGCAGCAACACGUCUAAUGAUGGCACCAGCAGCCACACAUAUUAUGAUGGCCCCAGCAGCCACAAGACUAAUGAUGGCCCCAGCAGCCACACGUCAAAUGAUGAUCCCAUCAGCCACACGUCUAAUGAUGGCCCCAGCAGCCACACGUCUAAUGAUGGAACCAGCAGCCACACAUCUAAUGAUGGCUCCAGCAGCCACUCGUCUAAUGAUGGCCCCAGCAGCCAAACGUCUAAUGAUGGCCCCAACAGCCACACGUCUAAUAAUGGCCCCAGCAGCCACACUUCUAUUGAUGGCCCCAGCAGCCACACGUCUAAUGAUGGCCCCAGCAGUCAAAAGUCUAAUGAUGACCCCAGCAGCAAAACGUCCAAUGGUGGCCCCAGCAGCCAUAGGUCUGAUAAAGGUCCCAGCAACAACACAACUUAUGAUGGACCCAGCAGCCAAACGUCUAAUGAUGGCCCCAGCAGCCACACGACUAAUGAUGGCCCCAGCAGCCAAAUGUCUAAUAAUGGCCCCAGCAACCAUACGUCUGAUUAUGGCCCCGGAAGCAACAUGUCUUAUGAUGAACCAAGCAUCCACACGUCUUAUGAUGGUACGAGCAGCCAUACGACUAUUGAUGGUACGAGCAGGCACACUUCUAAUGAUGGUACGAGCAGCCACACGAUUAAUGAUGGCCCCGGCAGCCACACAUCUAAUGAUGGCCCAGGCAGCCACACCAGUCACACAUAUAAUGAUGACCCUAGCAGCCACACGUCUUAUGAUAGCCCAAUCAGCCUCACGGCUUAUGAUGAUCCUAUCAGCCACACGUCUAAUCAUGGCCUCAGCAGCCACCCAUAUAAUGAUGAUCCCAGCAGCUACAUGUCUAAUGCUAACCCGAGCAGUCAGACAUCUUAUGAUGGCAAAAACAGUCGAACGGCUAAUAAUGGCCCCAGCAGCAACACGUCUAAUAAUGUCACCAGCAGCCACACGUCUAAUGAUGGUACGAGCAGACACACGUCUAACAAUGAUUCCAUUAGCCAAACGUAUAAUGAGGAUCCUAGCAGCCACACAUUUUAUGAGAAUCCUAGCAGCCACACAUAUAAUCAUGAUCCUAGCAGCCACACAGCUUAUGGUGAUCCUAGCAGCCUCACGUCUAGUGCUGAUCCUAGCAGCCACACAUCUAGUGCUGAUCCUAGCAGCCACACAUCUAGUGCUAAUCUUAGGAGCCACACAUCUUAUGAUGAUCCUAGGAGCCGCACAUCUUACGAUGAUUCUAGCAGCCUCACAUCUAGUUCUGAUCCGAGCAGCCUUACAUCUAAUAAUACUCCUAGCAGCCACACGUCUAGUGCUGAUCCUAGCAGCCACUCAUCUAGUGCUGAUCCUAGCAGUCACACAUCUAGUGCUGAUCCUAGGAGCCACACAUCUUAUGAUGAUCCUAGCAGCCUCACAUUUUAUGAUGAUCCUAGCUGCCACACGUCUAGUGCUGAUCCUAGCAGUCACGCAUCUAGUGCUGAUCCUAGCAGCAACACAUCUAGUGCUAAUCCUAGGAGCCACACAUCAUAUGAUGAUCCUAGCAGCCACGCAUCGUAUGGUGCUCCUAGCAGCCACACACGUAAUGAUGAUCCUAGCAGGCACAAAUGUUAUGAUGAUUUAAGCAGCCACUCAUUUUAUGAUAAUCUAGUAGCCACACAUCUUAUGAUGAUCUAA
Molecule: messenger RNA, 2010 nt
Organism: Mya arenaria
Lineage: Eukaryota; Metazoa; Mollusca; Bivalvia; Myida; Myidae
Product: sialidase-like
Exons: 2
Coding region: 1-2010 (669 amino acids)
Source: RefSeq, a predicted model, not a curated record